AUAACGGACGCAUAGAAUCGAAAUGGUAGGAAAUUAAUACACAAUGAAUGAUCAAAAAAAAACAGACCAUUUGAAGGAUUAACAAAAGAGAGACUGUGAGGGAAGAAUAAGUAGCAAGAAUAUCUGUGUUGCUUUGAGAAUGCUAAAAAGAUGGAUAGACUGAGGGCGUGAUCAUGUGUUUUUAAUGCAGCAUCUCUAAACCAGUAAAGCAGAAGCUGAAUGGUUUAAAAGCAGCCGAUGCAGCCAGUAAGGUUAGGCGAGUAGGAGAGAGAGGGGUAUACAUAUAUGCAGUGUGUGUUAAUGUCACUGUGUCUGUAGGUUGUGCAAACAUUUAGAGACCCGCAGUUUCAGCACAGAGGAAGCAACCCAAAAGAAAAAGGGAGCUGGAGGAUAGUAAAAAGUGAGCAAAGCGUUUUUUUAUGCAGCAUCCUUGAAAACAGCUAUAUUCUCAUGUGAUUGUGGAGAACUGAAAUGAAUCAUCCAGAUAUGAACGACCAGUCAGAAUAUCAGCGGCUGUCAAGCGAGGAAGAGGAGAAGCUCAGUGGGAGCAUGCAGUCAGAUGAGGGAACAGAGUGGCUUCUUGAACUCCUCACUGAGGUACAGUUGCAGCAGUAUUUCCUCCGCAUUCGUGAUGAUCUCAAUGUUACCCGGCUCUCUCACUUUGAUUAUGUGAAAAAUGAGGAUCUUGAAAAAAUAGGAAUGGGCCGACCUGGCCAGCGGAGGUUAUGGGAAGCUGUAAAACGAAGGAGAGCUGUAUGCAAGCGUAAAUCAUGGAUGAGCAAGGUGUUCAGUGGAAAACGUCCAGAAUCUGAAUUCCAGCCUCAGGCAGGAGCAACGUUUCGCAAGCUACCGACUCCUCCACCAUCAACUGAAGGAAAUCAGACACUGACAUGUUUGAUCACUGAAAAGGAUCUAACCCUUCAUGAGAAAUUAGGUGAUGGGUCCUUUGGAGUUGUGAGGCGAGGUGAAUGGCAGUCGCCUUCUGGAAAAAUUAUAAGUGUGGCUGUGAAGUGCUUGAAAACUGAUGUAUUAAACCAACCUGAAGCUCUUGAUGAUUUUAUACGGGAAGUCAAUGCUAUGCAUUCUCUUGACCAUCUCAACCUGAUUCGCUUAUAUGGUGUUGUACUAACCCAUCCUAUGAAAAUGGUCACUGAACUGGCUCCACUUGGUUCACUAUUGGAUCGUUUGAGGAAAAACCAAAGUUACUUUCUCAUUUCUACAUUAUGCCAGUAUGCAAUACAGAUAGCAAAUGGUAUGGCUUACCUUGAGUCCAAGCGCUUUAUUCACCGUGACCUGGCAGCUAGAAAUAUCUUGCUGGCCUCAAAUGAGUUAGUGAAAAUUGGAGAUUUUGGACUCAUGAGAGCUCUUCCACAGAAUGAUGAUCAUUAUGUCAUGCAGGAACAUCGCAAGGUCCCCUUUGCUUGGUGUGCCCCUGAAAGUCUGAAGACUCGAACAUUUUCACAUGCCAGUGAUACCUGGAUGUUUGGUGUCACUCUGUGGGAGAUGUAUACCUAUGGCCAGGAACCUUGGAUAGGCCUCAAUGGAAGUCAGAUCUUGCACAAGAUUGAUAAGGAGGGUGAGAGAUUGCAAAGGCCUGAAGAUUGUCCUCAGGAUAUUUACAAUGUGCUGCUGCAAUGCUGGGCACAUAAACCUGAAGAUCGACCCACAUUCAUGGCACUUCGAGACUUUCUGAUUGAGGCCCAGCCCACAGACAUGCGAGCACUGCAAGACUUCAGUGAAGUGGAUAAACUGCAGAUUCAGAUGAAUGACGUUAUCACAGUCAUUGAGGGCAGGGCUGAAAAUUAUUGGUGGAGAGGUCAGAACAAGCGCACACUGAAGGUGGGACAGUUCCCACGAAACACAGUGACAUCCGUCGCAGGCCUUUCAGCCCAUGACAUCAGCCAUCCGCUCAAGAACAGCUUUAUUCAUACGGGGCAUGGAGACACCAAACUUGAGCACUGCUGGGGCUUUCCUGACAAAAUAGAUGAAUUGUACCUUGGUAAUCCCAUGGAUCCUCCAGAUAUCCUUGGACUUGACAUAAAACCAACCAGGCCGACCCAACUACCAGGAAGAUCUAAAAAGGAGCCUCCUCCACGUCCUCCUCAACCGAACAUCUUUGGCAAGAGUAAGUUACGACGUUUUCUCCAGUAUAAAAGGUGUUCCUGCCCACUCUGUUCCAUUUUAGCCCCCAUUUUCAAAGAGCCUGUAUAUGACCCUGUGAUUGAAGAGGAAGCUGCUGUCUCAUUACCUCCAAAAAAGCUUAGUCUGAAGAAACAGGGCCCAAUGAAAACCUUAAAGCUCAAUAAGCCAGCUGCUCGUGUUUUUGCCACAAAGUUGGGGGAGAGGUCAUCAGAUGGGAGUAAAUCCUCUUGUCAUAUAGCUAAUGAGGUGGCUCUGAUUGACUUUGGAGAUGAACAGACAAGCCCAACUCCAUCUCCUGUACUGGGCAACACUAUUCCUACACUGGCCAAGCUAGUAUUGGAUUCUUAUUCACUGCUGGACAAGACACCACCACUGAGUCCAACCAGGACUUUGCCUAGACCUUUGCACCCUGUCCCUAUUGUUGACUGGGAUUCCAAACCCCUGCCUCCACCUCCAGCCUAUGAUGAUGUUGCUCAGGAUGAAGAUGAUUUUGAAGUUUCAUCCAUUAAUAAUCUAGAUACAGGAUUAAUUGGUGAAGUAUCAAAAUAUGGAACUGUUCAGGUACCAAGGCAUAAAGAAGUGGGGGAAACUAAUUAUGCAUUUGUGCAUGACACAGAUGGCAAAGGAAAGCUCAAAGUGGAGGAUAAUUUAUUUUUACCACCCAGGCACACAAAACAGACCAGCUUCUCUCAGUCAGCUGAGAUAUUUGAGGAACUUCAACAAGAAUGCAUGAGAAAACUUAAUGUCCCUGUCAUUUCAACACCAGUCUCUACACCAAGUCCCAUCUUGUCAGCAAGCGUGUCCCCAACUAUUUCUGAUGAUAGACCUCAGAUUCCACCACGGAUUCCCAUUCCCCCUCGGCCUUUGAGGAAAAAUGAGCUAGGCCACUGGUCUGGUGAGUUGUCACCUGCAUCUGGAGGUGAAGAGGACAAGCCUCCACAAAUUCCUCCCAGGGAUCCAAUGUCCCAGCCAUCUUCAAGAACUCCAAGUCCUAAGGCAAUUCCUGUUGGUUUUCCCCAACGGCCAACAGCAUCUUCAAUGACAACAUUAACUGUCGGUGCAUACCUUUCAACAUCUCCGAGCAAGUUAAUGCCCACCACUCAGAGUUUCGCCUCUGACCCAAAAUAUGCCUCACCCAAAGUCAUUCAAGCACCAGGAAAGGACAACACAAAAGGACCUUGCAUCCUGCCAAUAGUGAAAGAUGGAAAGAAGGUUAGCAGCACCCAUUAUUAUUUGCUUCCAGAGAGACCUUCUUAUCUGGACAAAUAUGAAAAAUUUUUCAAAGAGGCUGAGAGUAUGGAUGAACACUGCUCCAGAAAACCUGUUACCACAGCAACAGUGAGGCCAAUGAUGCAACAUCCUGAGCAUAAAACCAAUUUUUCAUCCAACAAUAGUAAUCCUGGGUCCUUUGUUGCAACAAUGAAAAGUUCCCAUAGUCUGCAAAAAAUGUCUUAUGAGAUUUCAAGUGGCAAGACAGACAGUAUUACACCUUCGGACAAAAUUAAAAUAGUUCAGGAGAAUGUUCAUGGCGUUACGAUGGAGGAAUGUCAGACUGCGCUUCAGAACCACAACUGGAACGUUCAAAAAGCCAUACAGUACCUCAAGGUAACCGUGAGCUCGGAUCCAAUCUUAACCUAAUUGCACCAACUCUAAAUGAGAACAGUGUUGUGCUGGCUAUGAUAAAUAAAGGCAGUGCUAGCUGUUAAUUGUUAAAAGUUACUGCACUGAAAGCCCAUUACCUGAAGGAUUUUGGCAAGUCGUUCCACCUUGCAUAGUUCUCAUUGGGUUGAGUGGUGAUCCAAUUCCUUCCUAUCUCUGCAAGUCAGUCCAUGCACCUGUACUGUUAGCAAGUUAAGUGUUUAAUGGACCUGAACUCUUUAAUGGCAUUGAGACCCCAGAGAAAACAUGGUACUCCCCUAAAUGUAGAUAGUCUUACAUUCAGUUGUUGCGUAGUGGCAGGUUCCAGCAGUCUUCUUUCUCACUGAGAGGAUAAGAAUUCAUCCUCUUGGAUACAGAAUCUAACUCAGCUUUAACAAAGUAUGCAAGUAGGAUAUUGUAAAUUGAAAC
Messenger RNA from Chiloscyllium plagiosum (whitespotted bambooshark), 4209 nucleotides. Lineage: Eukaryota; Metazoa; Chordata; Chondrichthyes; Orectolobiformes; Hemiscylliidae. The record is from RefSeq and is a predicted model, not a curated record.